GUCACAGACCGCCCCCGCCCUCUUGCUCGUUACUGCUUUGCUGCAUCACCAGCUCCUGCAGCCGCUGUACUGGGAUCCCGAACAUUUGCACAGGCCUUGAAUUUUCUUAACAUAUCCAUCUGCUGAGCUGAACGUCUCAGUGCUAGUGGGGAAAUAUCUUUCAAAGUAAGGGGUGUGAACAUUCGUUGCUAAAGAAUCAACAACAAAAACCAGCACCUCCAUUUAGGGCAUUAGAAGACAGAAGAUCAGGAACACUUGGGCGAAGUGGAAACAUGGCGAAAGUAGAGCAAGUCCUUAACCUGGAGCCUCAGCACGAGCUUAAAUUCAAAGUGGAAAGAAGCCAAACCAGAAGACCUGAUGGAUUCAAAACUUAGAUGUGUGUUUGAGUUACCAGCAGAGAAUGACAAGCCUCUUGAUGGAGAAAUAAACAAGAUCAUAUCUAGCAAUAUAACAAAAACAGAGUCAUCUUCACUCUCCAAAUCAAUAAGUUCUAAUCUGGAUGACUCAGAGUAUAAGAAAGUGUUGGAAGACAACAAGAGACUGCAAUCAGAGCUCCAGAGGCUACGAGAGGAAUAUAAGCAGUCUAAGGAGGAAGAUGGAUUGAGACUAAGAAAACUUCAGACCGUAAACAACCCAAUGUCUCCAUCUUCCCACCUGGCAAAAGAAGAGGGUUUAAAUACCCGGAUACUUGCUUUGGCAAUUUUGUGCUUCUUUAUUGGUGUAAUUAUAGGGAAAAUUGCCUUGUAGGUGAAGCAUGCUGAGAGAGAGAAAAAAGAAACAAUCAUACUGUCGAUGGUUUAGCCAUAUCAAGGAAAUUAAAUUUAUUCAUAACAAUGUUUAAAAGAUGGAGAGAGAAAAAAAUGUAAAACAUUUCACAGGUCUUGCCUUUUAAGUUCCUCCCUGCACAAUUAUAACAUAUGCUUCUAGGAUCAAAAUAAUUGUACAAAAUGAACCAUUAGAACAUUGAUUAAAUAACAAGUUAUGAUUAAUACUGUAACAUCAUACUGUAAAUGUAAUUUUAAAGAAGAAAACACACACUCAAGUUUUUAAUCCCUGGGUAUGUGUUGGCUGGGUUACCUCUUUUGUAAAAGAAAAAAGUAUGAUAAAUGACAUAUUUCUUGACCUGCUAGCACUGACUUUAUGUCAAGCUGUUUCCAAGUCGUUAAAGGUGAUAACUUUUUUUUUCCUUCAAGAUUAUAUAAAUAUAUAUAAAUAUAUUAAUCGUUGCUGCUCAUAAAUUAUACAGUCAGUCUGUUCAGUUUUGUGCAAAUGUUUCUAGUUUUUCUGGAUGUAGGUACCCAGAGUCCAGCUCACCUGACCAUACCUGGAUUUGCACAAGAUCUGCCAUAUUGCUUCCCAGUGUUUCAUGACUGGUGGACUAGCCAUUUUUAUUUUUCUGGAUGCGCGAAGAUCGUUUACUGGCUACUUUUGGUGGCUGAGAUUUAGCCGUAAAGCCUUGUGUGUUUUGUCUUCUGCUAGAGGGCCAGAAAGCUUCCUCAACUGAAUCUGGCAAUCGGAGUGCAGACAUAAGAUUUUGUGUGGUGGAAAUCCAGUCCUAAAAACACUUUGUGUUCUUGUAUCAACAGCCUUCUAUUGUAAGUCGGUUGAUAAUGAAGGCCAUGAUAGAGCAAUGUGGCCUGACUCAUCAAGUAUUGUCAUUGAGUAAUAAUUAUGGGGUGCUAAAGUCAUUAUUGGUUUGUUUUAAGGGAUAAAGCACAGUCAUCCUAUGUAUUGAUGCAAUAGAUUUAAACUAGAUUGUAUGUGCCAGGAACCUAGGGGUUAAUUCUCCGCAGCAUCCAGAUUUUGCCUCCAUCUUAUUAAAGGAAAUGGUUAGUAACCUAGUAACGGUUGUCUUGUAAAUAUCUUUACCAGAUUUCCUGUGGUGCAGUGAUUUACAGAUUUUUUUUUAUUCCCCCCCCCCCCCCCCUUUACCAGUUGUAUUGAACAUAAAACACUGGCCAAGCUCAAGAUAUCACUGAGGAAAAAUAUAUAUUGGGGUCGGACAAGGACCAAACCUAUGAGUGUUGUAAAUUUAAUCAUGGGUGGAAACUUACGCACCCCCUUAAAGGGGCUAAUUUUAAUUAAAACAAAAUGUAUUUAUUUCCGAAAAAAAUUGAAGAGCAGGAUAAUACUCGUAUUAUUAGCAAUUACCUCUAAUUCUUAAUGUAGAUUAUUUCUGUUAAUGAAACAUCCUAAUGUAAUGCUCUUAUAUAUUAGAGCACUUUGGUGUUACACAAAUGUUUUUUCACAGCUGUGAGUUUAACCCCGACAGGUUGAUAAACAGUUAAAAUGAAUUGCUACUUCUAAGGAGGAUACCUGCUAAGCCAAUCAUGAACUGCAUACACACAUAGCUGCCAUUCACCAGCCGUGUCCUCCUUUGGAAUGGCAUGGGAUAAUGUUCAUCCUCCUAUUACAGAGAUUACCAGAGGGAAUCAUGUAUUAAUGAAAUGCUAUAAUAAAUUAAAGUGAAAGUAAACUUUCGCCUUUGUCUAAACAGAUCUGGAAGGUUAGCGAUAUGUUAGAGUUUAAAUCAUCGGUUGUAAUGAAGAUGCGCUAUAACUUUUUAAUGUAACGCUGACAUUCAAAUUCUAUGUGCUACAGCUGCCUACUUGAAAAGUAAUUUUAUUGUUGAGUAAUGGUUUGAAGUGUUUUCCAAUCAGCGUUCUAGCCAUACGGCACUUUUGUUGCAACCAGAGCGCAGAUUGAAGAAUAUUUCAAACAACAAUAUUACUUUUGAAGUCGGCGAUAGGAGCGUGGGGAAUUUGAAUUUCUGCACUACAUUAAAAAGUAAGUUGUAUAGCGCAUCUUCAUUACAACUGAUGAAUUAAACUCCAUCUAAAAUAUCACUAACAUUCUGGAUCUGAUUAGACAAAGGGCAACAUUUACUAUCACUUUAAGCAUUCUAUAUAUGUGUCAAUGUCCCUUGAAUCAAGUUUAUAGCACAAUGUUUAAUAGUGGUGACUCAUCUUUAUGAUGUUGAGUUAAGUUACUGCUCCUGAGCAUACCUAGAUAUGCUUUUAAAUAAGGAUACCUAGAAAAGGAAGCAAAUUAGUUAACAAAAGUAAAGUGUUAUCAAAUGUUACUACUUGGCAUUUAUUUUACUUUCAUGUCAGUGUAUUUGAAUGUCCCAGACCACCAGCGCAGGCAGUUAACUAGUGUAAUCCAUAAUAUUCUUAGCUUCCAGAACUUUGUUUGGAACAUGUAGAACAUUUUGAUUUGGGAUUAUAAUACAGUGCCCAAGGUAACAUUUUGGAAUAUCCUGUUGAAAAUGAAUAACUUGGUGUACAAUAUCCAUAUUUUACAAGAAUAUAUCCAGCCAUAGUAUGAAAUGUAGGUUUUGAAACUGUCUCAUUUAGAGCAGCUCCUUUUUUUGUUUUAAAAAAAGAAGAAAAAUAUGGGUUUAUUUCACUGUUCAAACAGUGUAUGACUGCUCAGAUAAACUGAAUUGAGCCUCUUACAUUUUCAUUUUGCUCAAAUUUAAUUUGACUUAUGACCUAGUACUAAAACAUUUAGGGUAAAGAGUAUUGUGGUUGUGAUAGCUCAUUGUGUAUAUUGAACGUUCUCAUCACAACCAAUUUCAAUAGAUAUGAUUUAUCACCUUCACGCCAUUUUAUAUGGUGUCCUGUAGCCCCUUCCACUUUGAUGCAUUCAAGAAUCGGACUGAGGGGCGUGACUAGCAGCAUAGGCAGUCCCCCAUUAUCCGAUCCCAGCCUUGAAAUCACGUGAUCCCAUCAAUGAUUGUAUGAUUUUAUUACGUUAUUGUAAUUAAGCAGCUCUUUAAUGAGUACUGUUGCAUAUUCCUUUAUUACUAGAGAUAAUUUACUGUGCAUUUAAGAACACAUUUUAACAGAUGUUGAUCUGCACCCCAGCAAUAUGGUUAAACUAAGGUUUCAAGGCACUCCUGUGUAAAUUAUACUAUUUUAGAUUAUCUAAAACGGCUGUUAGGACUAUUUUUCUUUUUUUACACAUUUUUACAGGUUGUGGAAUUGCAAUGGACAAAAAUACUUCUUUUUUUAUUCUGUGUGUAGGAAAAAAUAUAUAAAGGCGUAUUUAAUUUUUUGCAUUUCCUGUAAAUCAUCGGCUUCCAAGAUCAAAAGCAGAAGGUGGUCAUUCUGAUUUUGCUAAAUAUUCUGUCAUUAUAAGGGACAGUGUAGACCGGAAUUCUGUCUCAUAUGUACCAAAGUAACUAUUAAAGUCUUAUCUCAAAAGAGGUUACGUAAAAAUAAAAUUAAUUUUUUUUUCCUUU
Messenger RNA from Bombina bombina (fire-bellied toad), 4246 nucleotides. RefSeq names its product VAMP associated protein B and C (gene VAPB). Lineage: Eukaryota; Metazoa; Chordata; Amphibia; Anura; Bombinatoridae. Gene Ontology annotation, molecular function: FFAT motif binding. Gene Ontology annotation, biological process: endoplasmic reticulum membrane organization. The record is from RefSeq and is a predicted model, not a curated record. Gene Ontology annotation, cellular component: plasma membrane; endoplasmic reticulum membrane.